Penicillium bovifimosum is the source of this 909-nucleotide messenger RNA. RefSeq lists its product as uncharacterized. The record is from RefSeq and is a predicted model, not a curated record. NCBI's taxonomy places the organism in Eukaryota, Fungi, Ascomycota, Eurotiomycetes, Eurotiales, Aspergillaceae. The transcript has 2 exons. The coding region runs from base 1 to 909 and encodes 302 amino acids.
AUGCAAUUCGCUACAAUCCGCUACACAGUCGCUCAAAAUAAACCCUUUUCUCGCCCCAUUCACUACGUUUCUAUACCUCUCCUAAGCGCCAUGCCCCCAAAGGACAACUACACAGACCCAGAGCUUCGCAGUGAAAUCAAAGAAGAGAUUCACAACAGCGACAAAGGCGGAAAACCAGGCCAAUGGUCGGCGCGCAAGGCCCAAAUGAUGGCAUCCGAGUAUAAGAAGCGAGGUGGUGGCUACAAGACCUCCAAGGAAGAAGGCCAGACAGAGUCGCAGAAACACCUCGAGAACUGGACCAAAGAAGAAUGGCAGACGAAGGAGGGCUCCGGAACAGCCCGGCAGGAGGAUGACUCCCGCAAACGGUAUUUGCCCAAGAAGGCGUGGGAAGAGCUGGGUGAAGGGGAGAAAGAAGAAACAGACAAAAAGAAGCUCGACGAAUCCAAAGAGGGGAAGCAGUUUGUUGGGAAUACCGAGUCAGCGAAACAGGCGAGAAGGAGAGCUAGCUCUGAGGUGAAGGAUGGCGGCGAAGAAUCUCGUGACCGGGAUGCAGAGAAGGAUGAAGAAGGGGAUAAAAACAAGGAGGGGGAAGACGAAGCGGGUGACAUGGAAGAGGACAAUAACAAAGUGAACGAGAAGGAAAAUGGUGUUGGGAAGGAUACCAGAAAGGACGACAAGGAGGACAAGGAGAACGAGAAGAACAAGUAUAACGCACAGGAAGAGGAGGAGGAGGAGCAGCAGCAGGAAGAUCUAGGCAAGGAAAAGGAGGAAAGGGAAAACGAGCAUGAGAAAAAUCCAGGUACCACGAAGAGAGCCGCAGGAGCUAAACGCAACGCGAAGCAAGACAAGGGACCAAACAAGAAACAGAAGGACAGCGAAAGGAUGAAAAGCUUGAGGAAGAGAGACUAA